GUUGUCUUGAUUUGAAAUCAAAAAAACUUGGUAUAUUUUUUAUAUGAAUAAAAAAUUUAUUUGUAAACAUAUUUUCUUUCAAUCUUUUCUUUCUUAAAAUACCGCCAAAUGUCCGCUAAGCCAAGAAAACAAACUGGCAGUUUUGUCACCGAUCCCUCCGCCAUUAAUCUCAUACAGCUUAGUCCGCGUACGGAGUUGUUUCAAAAUGAACGCAGCCCAUAUACCAUGGCCAUACACAGCUCGAAGAUGAACUUCAUUGGCGAUACGGUUAUGCACGAAGGACCCCGUGCGGUGGCAGUAAGCGAAACGGGGGAGAAGCAUUCCAUACAUUUGGAAGAAGAUAGUCUUCAGACGAGUUUGAAUCCAUUCACUGGGUCCUCACAAUGUUCUCAGGUACACUCAAUGCCCAUUAAUGUGGCUUCUUCGACGAAAAUCUCAGGUUGUGGAAAUGAAUGCUCCCGUCUCAUUACCACCAAACGUUCCAAAGUAUGCGUGCGAGGUUCUCGUCGUCAUUCCAACCAAAAGAUGCGCCCCAUUUUCACACCACGCAAUAUUGAUAAAAUUCCCACACGCUUCUUCAGUGACGAGUCGAAGGCAAAAGCUGUCUUACCCCAUACGAAUGCACAGACCCAAACUGAGAGUGUUACCAGUAGUUCUGCCUUAGCACCACGUCCGUAUCAACCGUCGCCGCUGGUGCCACCGCUUCAGUUGCCACGACGUUAUGUAGGCCGUGAAACGAUCGGUGAUAUGUUGGAUAGUCCACGACGACAACCGUUGAGAGUGUUGCCACGUGAAAAGAAACCAUUUAAAAACUACUCGGAACUGCGCAGCAUUGCUUCUGCAAUCACCUUGAUUACAGUUGUUUCCUGGCUCUUUUCGAUAUUCUUCGAACUGGAGGGCAUGUUCGAUAUGUUGGGCGGUAUUUUACGUCUGCUAACCAACUGGUAUAACAAGGAAGAGCUGCCCAUGACGAAGAUGGAGAUGCUUGUGCAAUUCGCGCGUAAUUUAUGGUAGCAAAUGUGUCAGCGGAAUGGACUGUGUGAAGGUGAAAAGAAGAGGGAGACGCGUUUUUAUACAUUCAUAUGUAUUUAUUUCGAUUUUUAGAAAUUUACCACAUACGAAAUGUUAAUAAACAACCAGUUUUGAUGUG
Molecule: messenger RNA, 1150 nt
Organism: Ceratitis capitata (Mediterranean fruit fly)
Lineage: Eukaryota; Metazoa; Arthropoda; Insecta; Diptera; Tephritidae
Exons: 5
Coding region: 109-1014 (301 amino acids)
Source: RefSeq, a predicted model, not a curated record